Molecule: messenger RNA, 3627 nt
Organism: Tigriopus californicus
Lineage: Eukaryota; Metazoa; Arthropoda; Copepoda; Harpacticoida; Harpacticidae
Gene: brun
Product: protein brunelleschi-like
Exons: 2
Coding region: 407-3565 (1052 amino acids)
Cellular component (GO): trans-Golgi network
Source: RefSeq, a predicted model, not a curated record
AUGUAGGUAGUACGACAACAAACUCCCUCCACAAAGUCGAUCAAGCUUUCAACUCGUCAGAAAAUCAUCCGAACCAUAAUAAGAACCAAUAGUAAACGAGUGGUGUGCUUCAAAAGACCAGGACGACGUGGAUCAGGAACUGGCGCCCCCAUUACCUCCCACACCAUCCGAUCCCCAGGCAGCCCCGAGAAUCCAACCUAGCCCAUGGGGCCCAACGACCCUCUGGUCCAGUCAACCUGAAGGCCAUUGGUCCACCCACUUGUUGCCUCUCCCGUCUACUAACAAUCCCGGUGGGGGCACCAACUAAUCAAAGGGGUCGGCACCCGUGAAUGACCCGGUGCUCGUGGCCCAUGGCCCGCUCAGCCCAGAUCCGCCCGUGCCUUCCGCUCCACCGGAUCUGGUUAUCAUGAGAACGGCGGUGAGCUCGAUUCUGUCCGAGAUGAAGGAUCCGAGUCCGUUGUGCUUUCCAGAUUACGAGCAAACCUACUUGGACCACGCUCGAAUCUGGAUUCUCGUCCAAGGCGCUUCGGAAGCUCAAUUGGCCCAUCUCCGGACCCACCACGCCCGCUGGAGCCAGCCCACGCCACCCGGACCCCCCUCGCAGUGGGCCGCUUUCCGUUAUCUGACCCACUAUCCGCUCGAAAACAACGAAUGGCGGGACUUUCAGACCUUUCGCGGUGUCAUGGGACUCCUGUCCUUUGUGACCUGGCCCGAGGCCACCAUGGCCGUGAAACGCCAUCGACAAACGCAGGCUCAAUUGGCCUCGUCGCUCCGGGCGCAUCGUCUGAUAGCCCCGCCCAAUUGCUCGCACGAGCUGCAAGGCGUGGACUCGGACUUGGUCACACUCGCCACGUCUGAGAACGGCAUAGAGUGGUCCGCCGACGAUUUGGAUCGGAUCAUAGUGCCUUUCCUCCAAGACUUGGUGGAAACGGUGGAAACGCGCUUAAGCGAGAAUCUGGCCAAGGACGCCAGUCAUAAGCCCGUGCUUUUGGUGGCUCCCUUUGAGCGGAAGGACUUUGUAGGCCUGGAUUUGGAUAGCCGGAUCAAUAAGAAGCGGACCCUAGGACGAUUCAAGAAGCAUUUGGGCGAUCUGGCUCUCCAAAGUGGGCGAGCCAAUGAGGCAUUUACGUUUUACGAAGCGGCCUUGGAACAUUUGAAAUCGUGCAAUGACUGGAUGUGGUUAGGUAACACAGUGGAAUGCCUCUGUGCCUUGUCCGUGUUGGCCGGUACGAGUUUCGGCCCCAUUUUCGAGGUCGAACCUUUCAUUCAGGAGCAAUUAUACCGCGGCGACGAGUUUGUGGAAAAAUGCCGUGAACUGGUCGUGAAUUAUAGCAAGUAUCGCUACUCGGGCAUGAUCGAGACCGAGGCUUGUGUCAAGGCGGUUCGGGUCAUGAUCGCUCAAAGACAGACCUUGCACGCGGCUGAAUUCCUCCAAAAUGUCGUGUUCAUCAACUUGAACAUGACCGACACGGAGAAAGUGAAACGCUUCGCGGCUCUGAGCGAACUCUACGGAGAAAUUGGAUUUUCGCGGAAAAGUGCCUUCUUCCAUCGGGUGGCCGCCAUGCGAUGUGUGGCCCCGCAUAAUCCUCAGCCCGAAUGGGAGUUGUGCUACCAGCUGUUGUUGAAAACCAUGCCCGGAUAUUUUUUUCCCAUGGCCCAUCAGGGCACGGUCAGCACGAAUAGCAACCAUCGAGUGGAUUCGUCCAAAGGCUGGGCCACGGUUCAAGUUCAGAUUCUGCAAGAGCUCGUGGGCACGGCUCGGCGAAUGGGCGAUCAUCUGAUCGCCAUCAAGCACCUCGUGUUCCUCUUGGAGAACUUCCACCACUGUCUUCCAACGGCGGAUCUCGAUACAACCUGUCAGGAGAUUUUCACUCUAGCCACCCGGAUGAAGCAGCAGCAUCUGCCUUUGCCCAAAUACACUCUUCAUUCCAUUCCCAAACUGAUCAAAUUCCAGCCAGUGUCGGCCGUGCCCGAAUCGGGGUCUUGGGGUGGGUCUGCGGAAUCCCAACCAACAGGACCGUUCCUGUUCACCCCCAUACUGAACUACGAGAAACGACGGAAGCGUUGCGAGUGGAUCAAAGGUGAAGCCUGUGAGGUGGAGAUCGACUUGAUCACCCCACCCAUCCCGAUUAGUGUGGUGGAUAUGCGGCUUUUGUCCGAAGGCAAUGCCUUGGACCCGUGUGAAGUGUCGUUUGUGAUGAACCCAAGUGACCCCAAGCCCAUCGUGCAUGUGAAGUUGACCGCCAUUCCCCAGUCAUUUGGUGAUAUCACGCUCACGGGCGUGUCCUUCGUUUUGUUCGGCUUGGAAGUGGAAUGUUUGCUCAAAGACCUCGGAUUGGACAGCGAAGAGAACUGUCCUAUUGUUCACGUCAAUCCGUCCUUGCCGCGACUUCAUACGCACCUAGAAGUGCUGAAAGCUCCGGUGAAUCCCAAAUCGUUAGAGAUCUACAAUGGCGAGACCUUAGACAUGGAUCUCUCUAUAGUUGGAGCUCAAGAAGAGAUCCCAUUGAUUCUAUCAUGCACCAUGACGCCCCAUGUGUUCAACUCGUGUGUGAGUAUUAUGGAUCAACGCCUCAACGAGAUCUGCAUCAAGUCUCACCCGGACGUGAAAACUCGCAUAUCUCUCCGUGGACCAACCACCUCGUGUUUAUCCGAAGAGACUGACGAAUACUUGACCUCCUCCUCCUCCUCCUCCUCAUCAACUAAAGCCUUAACUCUCACACUUACGCUAAAAAGUGCCCCUCCUAGUGCCGAUUCUGAUCGGGUCCCACCCAAAGUAUGCAUCAACACGCCAAUGCAAAAGAUCUCCCUCCACGUGUUGCCCUCGAUAUCCGUGUGUUGGUGGGAUGUGUUUCCUAGUGAAAAUCCACGCGAGUGCUAUCUCGUUAUCGACAUCCUCAAUUCGACCUCGGAUGAGGCGGAGAUCACCUAUUUAGACGGGAAGAAGAUCAUCGUGAUCGACAGCCAGGCCAAAUGUCGCGUGCCCAUCGCUCUGGAAAAGAUUGCGAGUCCUGACGAAUCCGAGGCCAGCUUCGCCCGACACAUCGACGACCAAGUCAACAUUGUGUGGAGCCUCAAGAAACUGGAACGAAAUGGAUUGGUGUCUCUCAAGGAGAUCCAGCUCACGCCCAAUAUGAUUCAAACCCUCUCGCUCUGUGAUAUCGAUUGGUCGCUCUUUGUCAAUGGACAGCAAUGGCUAGGGAUGGAGCUCCAAGCUCAAGCCGGUCAGCCCAUUGAGGUUACUAUUCGACUCUCGAGACCCACUUUGGCGGCCGCCUCGACCGAGGACAAACAUGAAAAGUGGCGUUGUAUGUUCAGCUUGAACUGCCAUUACGAAGAAGAGGUCACGCCCAGUGGGCAGAUCAAGCGCAUCGAGCUGCCCUCAAGUGGAUCCAAGUGCGUCCGCAGUGCCGGAAAUCAUCAAAACGUGACCUACAAAGCAGUGAUAAUCGCUCCCAAUUGUGGCAACCUGUUCCUCAAGAGCUCCUGCGAGGCCAUGAUCCCAUCGGAUCAGGCCACGCGGAUCGUCGAGCUCCCUUUGGUGGGUAUCACCAUUCAAAACUGAGAUUAAUUGGCAAAGAUAUCUGUUCAUGGAACUAGAAAUAUAACUUUAUAUCAUGUGCAUAA